Solanum dulcamara is the source of this 1053-nucleotide messenger RNA. Its product is annotated as protein SHORT HYPOCOTYL IN WHITE LIGHT 1. Bases 128 to 724 code for a protein of 198 amino acids. The transcript is spliced from 4 exons. Gene Ontology annotation, biological process: negative regulation of photomorphogenesis; regulation of abscisic acid-activated signaling pathway. The record is from RefSeq and is a predicted model, not a curated record. NCBI's taxonomy places the organism in Eukaryota, Viridiplantae, Streptophyta, Magnoliopsida, Solanales, Solanaceae.
AGGAAAAGGAAAAGGAAAAGAACAAGGAGAGAGAGGGAAGAAAGGGAAAAAAUAAAUGGGGAAAAAGGUGGCAACGUGAGUGACCUUGUGUUUUAGAUGCUCGACGAUUAAACUGCUACGCAUUUUGAUGGAGUCUACCAUUAAUUCUCUUCACUUUAGCCUUUGCAAAUAUCACCAUUCCAACUACAUAAACCCUCUUCCCCAAUUUACUCAUCUUCAUUUCAAUCUCCGCUCCGUCUCUACUUUUCACCUUCAAGCUUCAAGACGCAUUUCCAAUUUUCCUCAGGGAGUUGAUGAUUUGAUCGGCGAUUCUCGAAAUUGGAGCCGUCAUCGAGGCAACAUAGUGACUGGAGAUCAUGAUGAAGAUGAAGAUGAUGAAGACGAAGAAGAGGAAGAUCGAAGCUUGGAUCUACUGGUUAAAUUUGUACAGAACGUAUUCAAGAAGCUUUCUCGAAAAGCUAGGAAAGCUGUUCGCUCCGUUUUGCCUGAUUCUAUUUCUAGUCAAUUGGUGUCAUUUUCUGUUAACGGAGUUAUAAUUUUGACAUUUUUGUGGCUAUCAAAGGCAGUUCUUCAGGUAUUUUGCACCCUUGGGAGCGUAGUUUUUGCUAGUAUCUUACUUAUUCGAGGAGUAUGGACAGGCAUAUCAUACUUACAAAAUAAUCGCAACCUUAGGACAGAUGAUGAUGAUAGUCGUGCAUGGAGUGGAGUGCAAUCUGCAAGUUAACUGGCUGGACAAUGUAUUAUUCCUGCUAAGUCUGGAAAGUAGCUCAUGGAGAUGACAAGUUGAGGAACUGCAAUGUCCAAUGAUGGCUACUCUGAUUCUAUUCGGAAACAAAUAGUACAGAAAAUUUCCCAACGCAAUAAUCGGGUUAAGGCCCUUCUACAUCUACUGAAUUAAAUCCGACAAGGUCGAAGCUGGAUCAUUUGUCCUUUCUUAUGUGUAUGUGGUGUAACUAUGGUGUAACUAGGAUGUCAAAUUUACUUCACAAAAUGUUAACCGUCCAAUUCAUCAACUUAUAUUUAAGGAAUAUAAGUACACACUAUUAAUAUGGA